AUGUUAAAGCUGGCACGAAUGCUAUGUGAUGGAAAUCCCAUAACAGUCCACUGUUCUGCUGGAAUUGGAAGAACAGCUACUUUCGUAGGUAUCGAUUAUGCUAGUCAGAAAAUUAGGAAAGACGGAAACAUAUCAAUGACGGAUGUUCUCAAAGAACUAAGACAUCAACGAUUACAUGCGAUACAGUCACCAAUACAGUACACUUUUCUUCAUAUAUGUAUCCUUGAAAUGUUUCUAGAA
This is a messenger RNA of Strongylus vulgaris, 240 nucleotides long. NCBI's taxonomy places the organism in Eukaryota, Metazoa, Nematoda, Chromadorea, Rhabditida, Strongylidae. The record is from the annotation of a GenBank genome assembly.